Molecule: messenger RNA, 1113 nt
Organism: Adineta ricciae
Lineage: Eukaryota; Metazoa; Rotifera; Eurotatoria; Adinetida; Adinetidae
Source: the annotation of a GenBank genome assembly
AUGGCAUUUUCACUCAAGAAACGUGUCAAAUCAAAACUAAGUAUCUCGAGCGUGUGUGACGAUGAUGGUAAUACAUUAGGGGAAGUUCUUCAUCGCUCGACGAAAACCAACAAAUCCAAGAAAAAUAAGAGGAAAGAGAAUAAUCUCGUAUCAUCAGAUCACACUACGUCACGUGACAACGAAUAUUUGUCAGGUACACGAUCGUUAUCAGCUGAUCAUCAUGUAAUUUAUCGAAAUCAAUGUCCCUGUGAAACACAUUAUGAUAAACAAUUAAUAGAACAAAAUUAUAGUUUAACUGUGGACAAGUUAUUUGAUUUACUAUUUGGAACGAAUGAAUUCGUUCGAACAUAUCGACAAUCUCAAAACAUAUUUGAUGAUACAGCAACUGAAUGGACUCUCAAUCCAGAAACAAAAUGUCGUGAACGCAUAUUGAACUUCAAAAUACCUUAUGAGUCGACACUAGUAGGAAAAAGCACUAUUACAACACGCGAGAAACAGACGAUAGUUCAGGAAGUUGUUGGUUUUCAUUAUAUAGUUGAAGCAGAAGUGUUCAAUCAAGGUGUAAAAUUCAGUGAUACAUUUUCGCUAGGUAUGCGUUAUUGUCUUGUGCAAACAUCGGCGACAAACACACAUUUGUGUGUCACAGCGCAAGCUCGAUUUUGUAAACCAGUGAACGGCUUCAUAAAACAAUUAAUCGAGAAAAAUACAUAUUCGACAUCAAUAGAAUGUUUCAAAGAUUUAAAUAACCGUUUGAAUCUAAUUACUGAUUUCACGAUGAAAAAACGACGUCUGAGUCGAAGUGAACUUUCACUGAGUAUUCCAAUAACAUCCAAUGAACACAGUCGGCGAAUGAGUCGUCAUGAUGCAUUAUCAUUUGUAUCACUACAACAAACAAUUAGCGAAGACACGAGAAGACUCGAAGUUUCAUCAUUGUCAUCGCCAUCGCCAUCGCAUUAUCCAAAUAUAAUCAUGUAUUUUUUCAUUCUCUUAGCUGGCUGUCUGCUGUUUAUUCAUUUGUUUUUAUAUAGUAAGCUCAAGAAUAUGGAUGUUCUCGUGGAUCAUUUAUCAAAUUUAGUUAAUACAUCAUCUUCAAUAUCAGCAAGAGAACAAUGA